AUGGAUUACCAAACUUUCAAUAGCCACAAUAAUGCCUCGUUUGGCGCCCAGUUCUCCACCUCGACGGCGGCCCCGCAACACUCUCACUUCUACGCGGAACCUCAGGCCCGGAUCCAGCAAUCAAACCCAUCCUUUGCCUACGGCCAGUUCCCUAAUGGACAAGCCGCGUCGUUUCCGAGCAUGGGUGGCGCCAUGGGCAGUAGUAGUCAACAACAGCAACUACAGCAACUACAGCAGCAGCAGCAGCAGCAGCAGCAGCAGCAGCAGCUGUCGUCGCCGAGUCCUUAUUCCAACCCGCCCUACUCACAGCCGUUGCAGUCGCCCGCACACCAGCAGUUCGCACAAGCCCGCCAGACCGCCUCUCCUGCGAGCGCCAGUGGACAGCCGUAUGCGACGCCCCAGCCGCAGCAGUCGCCCAGCACCCUCGCGCCCAGCGGUCACCAGCAGCAGCCCAUGAAUUCGCACAACCCCGCAAAGUCGGAGCCCGCGCAGGCCCAGACGCCUGUGAAAGCUGUCCCUCCAUCGCCUGUGUCGCCCGUCACCCAGGCACGCAACCAAGGUCGCAUGGCCACGUUGCUUGAAAUCAACAGCAUCCUCAUCAAGGAGGUGUGCGACCUGCAGGCCCAGGGCAAGGCGGGACACGUCGGCCCUUCACCAGAUGGCAAGACGGACGGAGACAAGCCCCAGCCGUCAAAGGACUAUGUAGAGUGCAUGCGCCGCCUACAAGCCAACCUCGCCUACCUGGCGCAGAAUGCUGAGAAGAACCCCAAGCCCGGCCAGCAAAUGCAGCCCGGCCCCGCCAUCAUGUCGCCUCCCGCAUCGCCAGUCGAACUCGUCAAGUUGUACCAGAAGCUCCACGACCUUUUUCCAGGCUGGAAAGGACAGGUUGCCCAGAUCAAACAGUCUCCCGGACCACAGCGAAUGAACUCGAACACAUCACAGCCGCCGAAUAGCGCUGGCUUACAGCCAAAUUGGAGUCAGAACGCCAUGCAAAACAUGCAGCAAGCACAACAGCAACCCAAAGCCGAGCAGCAAUAG
This is a messenger RNA of Cucurbitaria berberidis CBS 394.84, 1038 nucleotides long. RefSeq lists its product as uncharacterized. Lineage: Eukaryota; Fungi; Ascomycota; Dothideomycetes; Pleosporales; Cucurbitariaceae. The record is from RefSeq and is a predicted model, not a curated record. The transcript is spliced from 3 exons. The coding region runs from base 1 to 1038 and encodes 345 amino acids.